Thalassophryne amazonica is the source of this 4923-nucleotide messenger RNA. RefSeq names its product vesicle amine transport 1 (gene vat1). Gene Ontology annotation, molecular function: oxidoreductase activity. The record is from RefSeq and is a predicted model, not a curated record. The coding region runs from base 234 to 1604 and encodes 456 amino acids. The transcript is spliced from 6 exons. NCBI's taxonomy places the organism in Eukaryota, Metazoa, Chordata, Actinopteri, Batrachoidiformes, Batrachoididae.
ACAGCCCACUUUGUCGGGGUUUGCGUCUCCCUGCAAGACGACUGAAAAAAAAAAGAAGCAGCUCGCACCUUAAUUUUGUUCUUGCUUUAAUUUGCGCGAAGAGCCACUCACAGCAAAAACAACUACAACAAUCAGAAGCGCGUCCCCUGCAAACAAAAGCACAAGAAGCGCAAAAAACCAUCCUCCGGCUCAUUUUCACGCCUCAUCACUAACAGCCGAACGCGCCCUGCACCAUGUCUGGAGAAGACGCACCUGCCCAGCAGCAGAACGCCGUGGACCAGAAGCAGGAGACCAAACCCGCCGAGGAGCCCAAAGCCGAGCCGCCCAAGACGGAGCCCGCGCCGGCGGCGGAGGCGGCCGUGCCCGAGGAGGAAGCGUUCACGUACCGCGCUCUGGUCCUCACCGGCUACGGGGGCUAUGAUAAAGUCAAGCUGCAGGUGAAGAAGGGGAAGCCUGCGCUCAAAGCCGGUGAGAUCCUGGUGCGGGUCAAAGCGUGCGGGCUCAACUUCGCCGACCUGAUGGCCCGGCAGGGGCUCUACGACCGGCUGCCGUCCCCGCCGGUCACCCCGGGGAUGGAGUGCUCCGGAGUGGUGGAGGCAGUGGGGGAAGAGGUGUCAGAGAGAAAAGUGGGCGAUAAGGUGAUGGUGCUGAACCGCUUUGGAUUGUGGCAAGAGGUGGCGGUGGUGCCGGCUAACCACACCUUCCUCAUCCCUGAGGGGAUGAGCUUCGAGGAAGCGGCAGCCUUCCCCGUCAACUACGUCACUGCAUACAUGAUGCUGUUUGACUUCGGCAACCUUCGACCCCAACAGAGUGUCCUCAUCCACGCUGCUGCAGGUGGCGUGGGCAUUGCAGCCACCCAACUGUGCAAGACGGUGAAGGAUGUGACUGUGUUUGGCACUGCGUCUUCCAGUAAGCACGAGACCAUCAGCCAGGGUGGAGUCACACAUCCCAUCGACUAUCGCACCAAGGACUAUGUGGAAGAAGUCCGCAAGAUCAGUCCGAAAGGGUUGGACAUAGUGCUGGACCCUCUCGGAGGAUCGGACACACAUAAGGCCUACAACUUGCUGAAGCCUAUGGGGAAGCUUAUCACCUAUGGUACAGCUAAUAUGCUAGCAGGACAAAAGAAGAACCUGAUAGCCGUGGCUAAGAAUUGGUAUCACCAGUUCUCCAUCCACACACUCAGUCUGAUCCAGGGAAACAAAUCUGUGUGUGGCUUCCACCUGGGCUACUUGGAUGGGGAAACAGAGCUCAUCAGUCAGGCCAUGAGCACCAUCCUGGAUCUUUACAAACAGGGCAAGGUCAAGCCCCAUAUCGACUCCACCUGGCACUUUGAGCAGGUGGGUGACGCCAUGAGAAAGAUGCAGGAGAGGAACAACAUCGGCAAAGUGAUCCUCACCACAGAGCCGAUGCCAGAGGAGGAGAAGGAGGAGCAGAAGAAGGAGGACAAGAAGGAUGACAAGAAGAAGGAUGACAAGAAGAAGGAUGAUAAGAAGAAGGACGAUGCCAAGAAGGAGGAGAAGAAGGAUGACAAGAAGAAGGAGGAGAAGAAGGAAGAGGAGAAAAAGGAGGAGAAGAAGGAAGAAGCCAAGAAGGAGGAGAAGUGAGGAGCAGAGCUAGAUGAGUUGAGCAGACCAGCAGGGAGUUUGUGUCCGGGGAGCCGGGGGUCGUGGGGGGGGGGGCGGAUGGAGAUGAUUCCUUUGGCGGCGGGAGGAGGGCGAGCAAGGAUCGCAGGGUGUUCAUAGGCUAGAUUACAAAUUAUCAUACCAUGUUUGAUCUUUCAUCUCGUCCUCCUCUCCACCGCCUCACCCCUUUUUCAAUCCAUUACAACAGUCAUUCCUCAGGCCUGGGUCCACCCAUUUCCAACUCCGCCCCCCGAUCCUUUUUGUUUUUGUUUUUUUGAAACAUCCAAAAUAAUUUCCCGCCAUGUGUAAAACUCUAAAAACAGCGCUCACUCUUGACGUAUAGAAAAAGAUUUCUCAGAUCAACAGCCAUUGAGAAAAAGAGAACCAGGCACAGGCGGGCGGGUGGGGGGGGGUGAGACCAGGCCUGGGGCAAAUUGCUGUUUCCUUGACAACCGUAAUCCCUGUGAGCACUCCGACCUUGCCCUCGACCCCCGUGGGUCUCUGCACCUCAGCUCCCACUGUGCUAAAUUGUUCUGUUCUGACUUCCACCUGCCACCCCACCCCACCACCAUGCUGAGUCCCCCCCCCCCCCCCCCCCCCCGACCCCAUGGAUGGGCUGGACACACAAACGGACACAAAGGCAGGCAGAUAAAUGAAGAGCCACACCCACCUACAUGUUGCUCUCUGGUGUCUUAGUUAUGUCACUGAGGAUGAGUCAGAGGUGUCUGUGAUUGGCCGAUACAUUGCACCUCCCCUUGAGAUAAUAGAUUUCUGACUCCUCACACAGUAAUUUUAAUGUUUGGGCUCCGCCGUCCUCCACAUUCAGUUAUGGUUAAACAGGGGCCUCAUCUCAUUAAAGUUGAUCUGCGGCAGCGGUUUUCGCGCUCUCCUGAAUAUGAAUUCCCCCUAUAAUGAGUCUUUCUGUGCAGAAAUCAUUGCGCGGCUCGGCUUCCUUCCCCAUAGUUACAGAAUUUUCUGCCUGACUAAACGGCCUGGCAAAAAAAAAAAAAAAAAAAACGUGAACCGUGCCAAUCAGGAGAGAAUAUCUGCGCACAUGCUAACAUAGGAAGUACUGUCACAGCGAGACACUGAAAACGCCUGAAAUGAACAAGUGAAAAAAGUGAACACCAGCCCCUUUUUCCUGGAGAUCAGCCUCUCAUCCUCCUCCAGGCAUUCCUUGGCAUUCUGCUCCUUUCUCAGCGACAGCUCGCCAGCCGAUCGCACCGAUCUGAGAGAGGAGAAUUCAAUUCAAGCUGGCGUCCAUACUUAGCCUACCCUCCUUCUCUCUCUGCUCUCUUUUCUCUUUCUCCCUCCUCUUUUCCUCUCUAUGGUCGGCAUAGCAACAGGCGUCAGGCCAUCAGAGAUGGCACUGUGGUCUCCCCGUCUCUGCUUUCUGCCUCUCGAACUCUUGGCUAAUGAUUCAACAAAACUGAAUUGGAAGUAAGGAUGAAAUAAAGAAGUAUGAGGAUUUUCAAGAGUGUGAAAUGGAGCGUAGCACUUAUAACCAUCUGUUGAUUAGCGUUUAUAUGACAGCUGAAUAGAUCCUUGUCUUUUGAUCUAGUGGUUUGUAUAUCACAUGAUAUGGAUUAUUCGUACCAUUUGCCAUUGUGUUCCAUGUACAGCGCAAUUUUGGUUCUAUACAUUUUGUGCUAUUGCACGCCGCCACAUGCUCACAAUAGCGGUGACGGCGCUUAGCUUAAAAACAAACAGCAGGCCAACACAGUGCCCAAAAUCGCUAAGUAACGGACACGAAGGCUGGAUGCGCCGAGGGGCUACAAAGCGACUCGGGGGUGGUCCUGAGAAAGCAGUUUGCCGGAGGCCAGGUUGGCCCCACCACAGCUCGAGGCUUGCGGGGGGCCACUGGGGGACAGCAGGGUCCAUCAGAUGACACCUGGGUGAGAUGGAGCAUCUCGUUCUCGAUACUGAGCUUUGAUGGACACCGUAAGACCAGGAAGGGCGUAAGUCCCUUUUCACUUGUUUAUAAAUUAAUAGAAUAUAUCAUCAAUGAAUAUAUGAUUAUAUGAUAUAUAUGAAUAAAUAUAUAUCAAAUGACAAGGAUCUAUUUUAGGCAUUAUAUAAAACAAAUAAUGAAUGUUUUUUCAAUCGUUCAACAUUUCAUUCGUUACCAUUGCACUCAUAAACAUUCAUUAUUUGUGUAAUAGUUACCAACUAUACCCUUUGUAUCAACAUGGUAGCCUGCCCCUAAUGGAGGACGCCAUGUUGCACCACCAUGUUGAUGCAGAAGACCAAAAGGGACGUACUUCUUCCACCUUUUGCAUGUUGCACAGAUAUCAGAAGACUGAAGAAAAAACAAGAGGAAUUGGUGGUUACUCCCCUACACACUGUCUCCAGGUUGCUCGUGCAAGCUAACAAGUUCGAGAACCUUCAUUUUUUUAAAAUAAAUAAUCAGACGUAUUUCUUGUUACAAGAGAAGGUGAGGGAGCAUGAAUCCCCAAGAAGAAGCGUGAUGAUAAUAAUAAUGCAUUGUAUAAUGCAAUAUGCAGCCUCACCAAUAGAUGGCACUAAAUUCUACAUGCUGUAGCUUUAAAGUUGCCACUCUGAAAAACACUUUUUGAUUUUUUUCAUUUUAAUUACAAGGUGAAAACGGUUUUUGUUUCCUUGUUUAUAGAUGUUCCUGUGUCGGAGAUCUUUUAAGUAUAAAAAGUAGAGUAACAUCGCAUCUUCUUACAAAUCUCACUGGAUGGAGAAAUAGAGGUAUACUUGCUUGUUUCCGGUGUGGGAGGCUCCCAGUUCGAACCCCCUAGCCAUUUUCCAUCUAGAGUUGUGUCAGGAAGGGCAUGAGGUGUAAAUCUUGUGCCAAAUCAACAUAAAGAUCCACCUCAGAUGUGCUGUGGCGACCUCGAGUCAAAACAAGGGAGCAGCCGAAGGGAUUUAUGAUAAACAAAACAUUGUCUCCACUAAAAAAAAAAAAAAAUGCCUGUUACUUUAAAUGAAAAAGAGCUGCUGCUUGCCACGCCCCAUCGCUCAUCGCCCCAUCACUUUCUGACAGACCAUGAGGUCAAACUGGCACAGUGGGCAUGUCUUAUUGGCCAAUCAGGAGUCCAAAUAUGAAUUUCAGUGACGCAUGUUGUGCAAGUGUCAUUUCAGACAUAAAUUAAAAUUUUUAGCAAGUUUUUAUAUGCAACAACAGAAUUGCAAGACUCAAAGGAGUUGACAUGAAGCCUCAGUUGUAUUUAACCAUUUAAACCUUUUAUCUGCCCGCCUGUCUGUCUGUCUGUCUGUGAGUACGGCCUUCGUGUUUGAGACUCAAAUGGUGACUAGUGACUUUGUAAAAAAAAAA